CUACAAUUUUUUGACAAAUGACGUUUUCCUAACCCCACUAUUUUGUGAUGUUAUUCGGCAGAAUAAUCAAAACAAAAACAUCCUUGUGUGACUUGUCUUGUAAGAGAUCAUUUUCCGCAAUGGUGCGUUAUUUGGGUCAACAAGAAGCGAUAAACAUUGACAAGGAACUUUUCAACGUAUACAAAUUCUCAGUUGACCAGUUGAUGGAACUUGCCGGUUUGAGUUGUGCCUCUGCUAUAGCAAAAGUUUACCCCGUUGAAAAAUUCGGAAAUAAACCAAUUCUUGUAUGCUGUGGACCCGGAAAUAAUGGGGGUGAUGGGUUAGUCUGUGCGCGACAUUUGAGUUUGUUUGGGUACAAAUUGAAGGUAUUUUACCCCAAACGAACGGAUAAACCACUUUAUCAUAAUCUAGUACAUCAAGCUACAUCUUCAAAUGUUAUGAUGAUGAACAGGGAGCCUUCACUUGAUGAAGUUAAUAACGAGUUUGGCUUGGUAGUAGACGCGUUGUUUGGUUUUAGUUUUAAACCGCCGCUUAAGCCGGAUUUUGAGGGUAUCAUGGAAGUGUUAAAAUGUGUCAAUGUGCCCAUUGCAAGUAUUGAUAUACCAAGUGGUUGGCAUGUAGAAAAUGGGAUGCCUAAAGACGGCGGGAUAACUCCAGACUUGUUAAUUUCGUUAACAGCCCCUAAACAGUGUGCUCAAUUCUUUUUAGGCAAGUACCACUACUUAGGCGGUAGAUUUGUGCCGCCAAAGUUGGAAGAAAAAUAUAAAUUGCAGCUGCCCAAAUAUCAUGGCAGCGACUGUUGUGUCCUUUUGAAAUAAUCAUUUAUAUUUUUAUAUCUGUUAAUAUUUUAUUUCACCGUGGGCUUGAGGACGCUCUAAAUAUUUUACAUACGAAAAUAAAGAAGAAAUGUAUAAUAGGGAUCAAUAAAAGGGUUAUUGUGAA
Tribolium madens (black flour beetle) is the source of this 942-nucleotide messenger RNA. Its product is annotated as NAD(P)H-hydrate epimerase. The record is from RefSeq and is a predicted model, not a curated record. Lineage: Eukaryota; Metazoa; Arthropoda; Insecta; Coleoptera; Tenebrionidae. Bases 48 to 818 code for a protein of 256 amino acids. Gene Ontology annotation, molecular function: NAD(P)HX epimerase activity. The transcript is spliced from 3 exons. Gene Ontology annotation, cellular component: mitochondrion.